This is a messenger RNA of Lodderomyces elongisporus, 594 nucleotides long. RefSeq names its product proteasome core particle subunit beta 4 (gene PRE1). Gene Ontology annotation, cellular component: proteasome core complex; nucleus; cytosol. The record is from RefSeq and is a predicted model, not a curated record. Gene Ontology annotation, biological process: proteasomal protein catabolic process. The coding region runs from base 1 to 594 and encodes 197 amino acids. NCBI's taxonomy places the organism in Eukaryota, Fungi, Ascomycota, Pichiomycetes, Serinales, Debaryomycetaceae. The transcript has a single exon.
AUGGAUAUUAUUCUAGGUAUAAGAUUAGAAGACGCAACACUUGUGGCCACUUCGAAAGCAGCUACCCGUGGUAUUUCUGUAUUAAAAGACAAUGAUGAUAAGACAAGGCACCUCAAUGCCCACAAUUUAAUUGCAUUUACUGGUGAAUCAGGUGACACGAUCCAAUUUUCAGAAUACGCCCAAGCAAAUAUUCAAUUGUACUCAAUGCGUGAAGAUGAAGUAGAGUUGUCGCCCAAGGCAACUGCAUCAUACGUAAGAAAUCUUCUUGCAACGUCGAUAAGAUCUAGAAAACCAUACCAAGUGAACUGUUUAAUAGCCGGUUACGAUAUCAAGACCCAAAAACCAUCGUUGUACUACAUUGAUUAUUUGGGAACGCUGGUGGAAUUGCCCUACGGAGCGCAUGGAUAUGCUGCAUUUUACACAACCUCUUUAUUGGAUAAACACUAUCGAAAGGGAAUGAGUGUAGAGCAAGGGUUGGAGUUGAUGAAGAUGUGUGUGGAGGAGUUGCAAAAGAGAAUGCCAAUUGAUUUCAAAGGAGUUUACGUAAAAGUUGUGGAUAAAGAUGGGAUUAGGCUAGUAGAGCAGAAUUUAUAG